Messenger RNA from Fusarium odoratissimum NRRL 54006, 690 nucleotides. RefSeq lists its product as uncharacterized. Bases 1 to 690 code for a protein of 229 amino acids. The transcript has a single exon. Gene Ontology annotation, molecular function: manganese ion binding. The record is from RefSeq and is a predicted model, not a curated record. NCBI's taxonomy places the organism in Eukaryota, Fungi, Ascomycota, Sordariomycetes, Hypocreales, Nectriaceae. Gene Ontology annotation, cellular component: cell wall.
AUGCUUCCUCACAUUGUGCCUGUCAGCACGCGAAGCGGAGACAGGGACUUUAUUUCCAGAAUCAUCACCGACCCUACUCAGGCCGAGCGAGCCAAGCUCUUAAAUCAGCCUGGCGAUUAUGUCUUUGACUCCAAAGCUGGCACCGGAGCCGGAGAGGCCCAUGGCAAAGGAGGCAGGUCUGUGUCAGCUACUGCUCUGACCAUGCCUGCUCUUAUCGGCAAUGGAGCGUCCAUGACAGUCGCCUUCCUCGGACCCUGUGGAAUGAACACAGCACAUGUUCACAACCGAGCAACGGAGCUUAACAUUGUCGUCAAAGGCCGCCUUGUUACAAGCUUCGUUGUCGAGAAUGGUGCCAAGCCUAUUGCCAACACCACGGACGCAUUCCAGAUGACUGUGUUUCCCCAGGGUGCUAUCCAUAAAGAGUUCAACCCUGAUUGCAAAGAUGCCGUGUUUAUUGCUGCAUUUGACAAUGCUGAUCCUGGUGUGAACCGGAUCGCUCAGAGCUUCUUCGCUCUAAAUGGCGAUGUGGUUCAAGCUACCCUGGGCGGUGUGCAGACUAUUGAAGGAGAGGAUAUUGAGUCCUUCCGCAGUCAUAUUCCUGCGAAUAUUGCCCUCGGUAUUGAUGCUUGGUUGAACAAGUGCGGCAUCAAGAGAAACGCCAAGAGAGACAUUAGCGAUCUCUUGAAUUAA